ACAAUUUUGCUAGACAUUUUAAUUGUUUACAUUUAAACAGAAUUACAGAACAUCGUGGAGACAUCAUAACUGCAGAAGGGAAUCUGAAUAUAUUAUAAAGUUGGAGGUCUGCCCUUUCUGAACAAUUGGAUCAUAAUUUUAUUCCUGCAAAGUAGGUUUAUGUAUUAAGAUAAUGACAUCUAAAUAAGUGAGCUGCAAAAUAUUGAGUUACUCAGCUAAUCUAUCUGCUUUAAUUCUAUAACUUUGAAUUCUAAAAUUUUGACUAUGUCUGGCCAAUACAUUGUAAAAACUAGUGAUUAUAUCAACGUAGGUGUCACUUCUACAGAUGAUGGAGCUGCUUGUCUUUUGGAGAAGAGAUUUAAGAAAGAUCUUUCAGUUGGAGACCUCAAGGGUAAGUUGGAGUUGUUUACUGGAGCCCAGGCUGCAACAAUGACAAUAAAAGUUUACAACAAGGAUGAUGAACUUAUAUGUACACUGGAUAACAAUGAUGCUCUUGUAGGCUCAUAUCCAAUAGACGAUGGAAUGAGGCUCCAUGUUGAAGAUCCUUUUAUUUUAAGAAAAGAAAUUGAAGUUUCUGAUGUUGUUAAAUUUGAUAUUUCUGAAGAAGAAUAUGCAAAACGUGAAGAUACUGUUAAAGCUUAUCUCGAAAGGAAUAAACUUGGUAAAUACAAUAAAGAGGAAGUGGAAAAGAGAGAAAGAGAAAGAAAGCAAGAAGAAGAGGCAGAAGAAAAAUUAGCUCAAAAUAUUAAAGUUAACGACAGAUGUUUAGUAAAAGUUAUUGGUCAGCCUGAAAGAAGAGGUCAAGUUAUGUUUGUUGGCCAGGUAGAGUUCAAGCCUGGUUGGUGGGUUGGCAUCAAGUAUGAUGAACCUCAAGGCAAAAAUGAUGGCUCGGUUAAUGGAGUUCGCUACUUUGAAUGUCCUCCUAAAUAUGGCAGCUUCGUGAAACCUCAGUUUGUUGAAGUUGGAGAUUUUCCAGAAGAAGAAAUUGACUUGGAUGAGGAACUAUAGUGAUUUGGCACUGUUUGUGUUACAUUCCAAGAUAGAUAUAAUGGAUACAUAUAAAUGAAAUAGUUAUAUUUAUAUGCGCAUUAUAUAUAUAUGCGAAUAUAAAUGAAAUAGUUAUUAGUAUUUAUAACUUUUUCUAAUUUAUUUUAUCAUUAAUUAAUUUUUUUACUAACCUUUCACUAUUUUAAUAAUCUUAAUUUAUUCUUACAAGAAGUUUGAGAGGGGUUGUAACAAUUUGUCAUGCACCUUUUGUUUUCCAUUACUUAACCAUUUGUUUAUAAUUUAUAAUGUACAUUGUUGUGUUAAUUUUGAAAAAUUUUAUGAAAGCGCUGUUAAUGGUUGUGAUAAAUAUCAAUCUGCAUAUGUAUGCUAUUUUGAAUAAUUAAACUAAUUUGCUCUUAAA
Homalodisca vitripennis (glassy-winged sharpshooter) is the source of this 1408-nucleotide messenger RNA. Its product is annotated as tubulin-folding cofactor B-like. The transcript has 6 exons. The record is from RefSeq and is a predicted model, not a curated record. Gene Ontology annotation, biological process: post-chaperonin tubulin folding pathway; cytoplasmic microtubule organization; tubulin complex assembly. Gene Ontology annotation, cellular component: cytoplasm; microtubule plus-end; nucleus. Lineage: Eukaryota; Metazoa; Arthropoda; Insecta; Hemiptera; Cicadellidae. The coding region runs from base 265 to 1008 and encodes 247 amino acids. Gene Ontology annotation, molecular function: alpha-tubulin binding; microtubule plus-end binding.